Messenger RNA from Hippopotamus amphibius kiboko, 996 nucleotides. Its product is annotated as retinol dehydrogenase 16-like. Gene Ontology annotation, molecular function: oxidoreductase activity. NCBI's taxonomy places the organism in Eukaryota, Metazoa, Chordata, Mammalia, Artiodactyla, Hippopotamidae. The record is from RefSeq and is a predicted model, not a curated record. Bases 43 to 996 code for a protein of 317 amino acids. The transcript has 4 exons.
CCCGUUUCGCCCCAGCCUGUCUGUGUCUGUCCCUGCAAAGCCAUGUGGCUGUCCCUGGCGGUCGUUGCGGGCCUGUACUACCUCCUGCGCUGGUACCGGGAGAGGCAGGUGGUGAGCCACCUGCGGGACAAGUUCGUCUUCAUCACGGGCUGUGACUCGGGCUUCGGGAACCUGCUGGCCAGGCAGCUGGACCUGCGAGGCUUGAGGGUGCUGGCUGCGUGUCUGACGGAGCAGGGCGCCGAGCAGCUGAGGAACCAGACGUCCGACAGGCUGGAGACGGUGAUCCUGGACGUCACCAAGACGGAGAGCAUCGCUGCGGCCGCCGAGUGGGUGAAGGAGCGUGUGGGGGACAGAGGACUCUGGGGUCUGGUGAAUAACGCCGGCAUCUCCCUGCCCACCGCUCCCAAUGAGUGGCUGACCAAAAAGGACUUUAUGAAGAUGCUAGACGUGAACCUGUUGGGGGUGAUCGAGGUGACCCUGAGUCUGCUGCCCCUAGUGCGGAAGGUGAGGGGCUGUCUGGUCAACGUCUCCAGCAUCAUGGGCCGCAUGGCCCUCUUCGGUGGAGGCUACUGCAUGUCCAAGUAUGGCGUGGAGGCCUUCUCGGACUCCCUCAGGAGGGAGCUCUCCUACUUUGGGGUGAAGGUGGCUGUAAUCGAGCCUGGUUACUUCAAGACCUUUGUGACCAGCCCUGAGGCACUUUCUCAGAAUUUCCAGGCAGCAUGGGAUCAGGCCAGCCCAGAGGUCAAGGAACUCUAUGGAGAGACAUUCCUGGCCUCAUUCGUGAAGACAUCUACUUUAAUGAAGCCACCACGGUCCGAGAAUCUGUCCUUGGUGACCGACUGCAUGGAGCACGCCCUGACCGCCUGCCACCCCCGCACCCGAUACUCAGCUGGCUGGGACGCCAAACUCCUCUACCUCCCCAUGAGCUACAUGCCCACCUUUCUGGUGGACCUCAUGAUGUACUGGGGUGCCCCACGACCUGCUAAGUCCAUGUAA